UUUGAGCAUAAGUUUUUGUGAGCUACAGCUCACUUCAUCGGAUGCAACUCCUUUUCUUUUUGCGGAUACAGACUAACACGGAUGCUACUCUGAACCUGAACAAAAUGAACAUUCAAAACCUUAAUAAAUUUUUUCCAGUUCUGCCUGCAAACUAAAAAAAAAAUCAUUAUUGUUCAUCUCCAAUAUUGGGUCCAUAAGCUAAAUCAAAUUAAUAAUAGUACAUUGAAUAAUGAUCAUGUUUAGCAUUUACAUACUAAGGAACAGAUGGUAAUCACCUUACUCACAUUGGUGAUUGCUCACUGAAAUAUAUAAUUAAGACAAUGAGACUACAUGUAUGAGAAAGUGUUCACCAGUCUGAAUAAGGGAUUCACAAUGUAGUGCUGAACCACCAAAACAUAUAUAUACGUACUGUAUGCCACACUGUGAUGCUCUUACUCACAAUGAAUAAUCUUACUCAUGAGACCACACAGGGAGUAGGAUAGAAAUCCCAAUCUAGUCCUUUAUUAUUAAUUUUAUACAGUCAAUGGAACUAUCCACAGCAAUAUGCAUUACACCUAGCAGCGUAUCAGGAUCAGCCCUUUAUAGUUGAAGCAAGGUAUAAAUCUAAUGAUGGACUAAAAUGGAAAACCUAAGACUGCACUAGGUAUAGCAUUGUAUCAAAAGUACCAUAAACACAACAGAAUUUCACAUACCUUCUGUAUCACAAAUUUCUAACCAUAAAUAUAUUUAUUUUUUGUAAAAUCACACUCUGGAUUGAAAUUUGCCUAUUUUACCCAAGGAGCCCAAUCCUACAGGUGUUCAUUGCUUUAAAUGAUAAAACAAAAGCAUACAAAGCACAAGAAUUUAGAAGUGAGGGGAUGAAGAAAAAAAUGCUCAUUUAGAGCAAGAAGAGUGGCUGGAUGUGACAUUGCACUCUGUGAUGGGAUUCUGUUUUUAUUUCUUUAGUCAAUAAAUUCAGAAAAUUAAAAAUCACCUGGUGUUAUAGUAUGAAAAUUGCAACACAUUGAAAUUAUGUAGGAUUAUCAUUCUCCUCUCAUAUACAUUGAGUUUCAUUCCAUUCUAUAUUAGUGGGUUUCCCUGUCUCUAUAUUGACUCUAAAGUAUGUAAAGGACUAUAUUUAUUUCCUCCCCCCCUCAUCUGUGUUCUGACAGGCAAUGAAAAUGAAAAACAUUUAUUUUGUGGCUGGAUUGCUUUUAAUGAUCAUUCAAGGCAGCUGGCAAUCCUCUUCAAGACCAGAAGAGAAAUCCAGAUCAUUCAAAGCUUCCCAUACUGAACCAUUAGAAGAAUCUAGACAGCUGAAUGAAGUAAAACGUCAUUCACAAGGCACAUUCACCAGUGAUUACAGCAAGUACUUGGACACUAGACGAGCAGAUUUUGUGCAAUGGUUAAUGAGCACUAAAAGAAGUGGACAACCGGCACUGGAGGAGAGAGAGAAUGAAAAAUUCCUGGACCAGCUUUCAAGCAAUGGACUCUCGAGGCGUCAUGCUGAAUUUGAGAGGCAUGCCGAGGGCACCUACACCAGUGACAUCACCUCUUAUUUGGAAGGUCAAGCUGCCAAGAGGUUCAUUGCUUGGUUAGUGAACGGACGAGGAAGAAGAGAUGUCUUCUCAGAAGAAGCUAAUGCAGCUGAGACUGACAGAAGACAUGCAGAUGGCACUUUUACCAGUGAUAUCAACAAAAUCCUCGAGACAUGAGCUGCCAAAGAGUUCUUAAAAUGGCUGCUUAACACAAAAGUUACCCAGAGGGACCUUUGGGGAGAAUACCAGUAAAAGUACAAAAUUAUAUGGGACAAGUCAAGAUCUUCUUCACUACAUCAGCGCUGGUCCACCAGGGAAUUCUGAAAUUUGUGUUCUAUAAAUUAUAUUAGAGCCAUAGUGCUUUGGCAUGCCAAGAAAUGAUUUUACUAUAGUGGAGUGUUGCCAAAGGAUUAUAUAGGAAGAAGAUGUUAUCAAAAGGACACACAAAGUAACAACUUUAAGAAUAUAAAAAGCUGCCUCGUCUUCAUAUUUUCCAUUUAUUUAGGGCCAAAAUAUCUCUAACGUACAGUUAGCAAUUAAAUUAUUUUCUAUGACAUCACUUGUACAUAGGGUGAUCCAAACACCAAAUAUCUGCAUUAUUAAAAGGGGCUGGCCAGGCACCAAUGUCUGAGAAGUGAACUUCUUUCUUGAAACCUUGUUAUAAAGGCUAACUUUCAGGAUAUUAAUGAUAGCCUUAAAGUAAAUUUUAUUUUCAAGCUUC
Messenger RNA from Dermochelys coriacea (leatherback sea turtle), 2238 nucleotides. It is a transcript of the gene GCG, whose product is annotated as glucagon. Gene Ontology annotation, cellular component: extracellular region. NCBI's taxonomy places the organism in Eukaryota, Metazoa, Chordata, Testudines, Dermochelyidae. Gene Ontology annotation, molecular function: glucagon receptor binding; hormone activity. Gene Ontology annotation, biological process: positive regulation of insulin secretion involved in cellular response to glucose stimulus; negative regulation of apoptotic process; adenylate cyclase-modulating G protein-coupled receptor signaling pathway. The record is from RefSeq and is a predicted model, not a curated record.